This is a messenger RNA of Cicer arietinum (chickpea), 806 nucleotides long. RefSeq names its product early nodulin-like protein 21. Gene Ontology annotation, molecular function: electron transfer activity. Lineage: Eukaryota; Viridiplantae; Streptophyta; Magnoliopsida; Fabales; Fabaceae. The record is from RefSeq and is a predicted model, not a curated record. Gene Ontology annotation, cellular component: plasma membrane.
CUUCACACUCUCCCUAUAUAUAUCAACAUCUAUAAAUUAAAUUAAACAAACCAAUAGUGUUCAACUUUUACCACAAAUAAAAAAACUCUUGCAUCACUCACAUUACUAUUACUAUUCGCACCUCCAACACACAAUUAAAAAACAAUGGCUUCUUCUUUCUCUUUGAAUUCCUCUACCCUACUUGUGCUUCUCUUGGCUCUUUUAUGUUGUUUACAAUGUUCUAUUGUUGAUUCUUAUGAUUUACUAGUGGGUGGCCCAAAAGGGUGGGUUGUUCCUCCUUCAAAUGACACUGACCUCUACAAUAAUUGGGCUUCAAACAAUAGGUUCCAUGUUGGUGAUUCCAUCCAUUUUAAAUACAAGAAGGAUUCAGUGAUGGAGGUUGGUAAGGAAAAUUACAAUGACUGCAAUGCAACACAACCAACAUUUUUUUCAAACAAUGGAAACACUGAGUUCAAGUUAAACCACUCAGGAACAUUCUACUUCAUAAGUGGUGCAUCAGGGCAUUGUGAGAAAGGACAAAAGAUGAUUGUGAGAGUGAUGAUUCAAGAUCUUCAUUCCAAAUCUAAUGGAUACCAUGUUCCAAUUGGUGUCUUUGAAAUUGUCUUUGUUUUUGCAUUUGUUGCUUCCUAUGUUAUUUGAGUAUUUAGGAAAUUAAAUUGGUUUGCUACUAGGAAUAGUGCAAUUUCUUUAUUUUUAUUUUUAUUUUUAUUUUUAUUUUUAUUUUCUUCAUGUCUUUUAGUUUUGUUUACCUUUAAUUCUAGCUUUGGUGUAUGAUCGAUGAUUGAGGUCAUAUGAUUUUAUUUGGG